CAAGGCGAUCUUCAGAUCCAGCAGGCUCAGACGCGGAAGAGGAGUGAGCGGUUUGUGACUGGCCUGCGGCUCGAUCUAUGUCUGCUGUGACGACCACGUGCUCGCCUGCCGACCAAACACUGUCCUUGUCGUCAACGCCCCGUUGCGAUUGACGUCGCAGCAGGCAGAUAGAUCUGGACGUCUGCUAAUAUUCGCGGUAGGCGUCACACUAGCGUGCACGUCGGACAGCUACGCUACUCCCACGAUUCUGUACCAGGCGCAAGCCUCGCCGAGGACGACGCUGAUCUGGCUUCUGCGCAUCGCAUACAAAGAUCGGCUCCCUGCUUGUUGACCGCCAGCCCGGCUAAGUCCGCAAGGGCACGGGACAGUAUCUUUGUCAGUCAUCAUGGGUUGCUGCAGUACAGCGCAAUGGAAGCGAGAGGAAGUACCAGAUCACAAGUUUGACUUUGUCGACGUCUCGGAUUUUCGAGACGAGGGCUUUGGCGCAAGGCUGAAAUAUGCUUGGCUGUACGUCAUCCUCAUCAAGUCAGCGGGCGUCUAUGUUGCCGAUCUUUAUACUGCCAUAGCCAUGUUGGCAUCCAAUCAUUGGUCGGGCUCCCUGAUAGCAGAUGCAGGCGGCUCAACGGCAGUCACGGUGCCUUUCAAGAUCGGAAAGUGGAUCUUCACAGGCUGUAUCUUGCUCUCCUUUCUGCUGCUAGCAUGGGAAGCAAAGAAGGCACGCGCCAUUGUCAGAAGUAGAGACAUCAGCUUCGCCUUUACCAACGUCAUGGCGAACAACUGGUACUCGAUCAGAAGCUACGAUCACUUUUGCUUCUUCUGUCAGGUCAGCUCGUCAAAGAAGAAGAAGGACGACUUUGCGUUCUUCGUCUUUUUCACCUUCAAGGGAUGGAAGCGCCUGCUACUGGCCGACGCGCCAAGACAAUUUAUCAACGGCUUGACGCUAUACUCGUUUGGAAAAGCCAAUCACUUUACGACCGACAUCAGCCAAUACUAUGCCGGCUCAAUCGUCAAAGCAGGCGUGCUCGUGACAAUGAUCUUUACCGUCACAGUCUGGAUUGGCUCAGCAAUACUGCUCGCUGUCGCAGCUAUCAUGUACAUCCCGCUGCUUUGCUACAUCCAAGGCAAUCUCAAGGAGUACUGCUGCCACAAGAUCGACAAGAGAAUUGCUGAGCUCAUGAAGCGCAAGACAAAGCGACGGCGGAUGCAAGCUGCUGAGCAAGCCAAGCGAGAAGCACAGGGCGAUUAUUCGCACCUGAAAGAUAAGCAUGGCAACCUAGUACGAGAGCCAUUGGCACAACCCACGUUGCCCAAAGUCGACCUGGGCGCGUCAGACUACGACACCAAAUCUGACUAUGGUUCGACUGCGCCCUCUGCUUUACCUAACGGUUAUGCUGGACGGGAUCACUAUUACCCGCCAGAUGGCAACAGCUAUGCGAUGAAGCGUUACAGCUCGUACAACUCGGAUCAAUACAGCGACAAGGACUACGAGCCCUCAAUCGUCACUGCUGCAUCGUACGAUAACCUUUUGGCAAAUCAGAGCAAUGCGACUUUGGUCUCACGCGAGACGUCUUAUAGGUCUACGAAUCUCAAGCACGCCCAUUCGUACAACCGAGAAGACCUACCACCCGUGCCCACGCUUGCGAGAGAGUACUCGUACGGCCAUCAACAGCCUCUAGAUGACUACGCGCAAGACUACGCCCACGGCAGUGAAGCUCGUUCAGCGCGAGGCCCACAAGGGAAUCCACAGGAGAACAGCUAUCACGAGCAGCACGUCAAUCAUCCGGGUGGCAUCUUCCAGCGCAACGACUCUGUCGUCUAUCCGCGACAGGCCAGCACGUAUGCCAGCUCGGUAUACGAGCAGCAGCCGUCGCACCACAGGCAUUCGAGCAACUAUACACCACCCAAUCGACGCGAGCUGCUCGAGCAGACCGCGCAUGAUCCGUACGCAGCUUAUCAGCCCACAUACCGCUGAUCUAGACGCCUGACUUGUUGUAUUGAAACCUGCACUCUGUCGUUUCCUCUUGGGAUUAAUCUGGG
Mixia osmundae IAM 14324 is the source of this 2037-nucleotide messenger RNA. RefSeq lists its product as uncharacterized. The record is from RefSeq and is a predicted model, not a curated record. NCBI's taxonomy places the organism in Eukaryota, Fungi, Basidiomycota, Mixiomycetes, Mixiales, Mixiaceae. Bases 386 to 1972 code for a protein of 528 amino acids. Gene Ontology annotation, cellular component: plasma membrane. The transcript has 6 exons. Gene Ontology annotation, biological process: potassium ion transmembrane transport. Gene Ontology annotation, molecular function: potassium ion transmembrane transporter activity.